Molecule: messenger RNA, 15489 nt
Organism: Zootoca vivipara (common lizard)
Lineage: Eukaryota; Metazoa; Chordata; Lepidosauria; Squamata; Lacertidae
Gene: NR2F2
Product: nuclear receptor subfamily 2 group F member 2
Biological process (GO): regulation of DNA-templated transcription
Molecular function (GO): sequence-specific DNA binding; zinc ion binding; DNA-binding transcription factor activity
Source: RefSeq, a predicted model, not a curated record
CUCCCUCUCUCCCUUCCCUCGCCUCCUCCUCCUCCCCUUAUCGCCCCAUGUGUUGUGCGAGGAAGCAGCUUUGCUAAAGAGACCCACUUGCGAAAGAAACGGGAGCAGCAUAAGGCAGCGGCAAGCGGCGGCAGCAGCAGCAGCAGGAGCAGGAGGAGGCGGCUGCGAGCGAGCGAGCGAGCAAGCCGGAAUAGCCUCGGCAGCAAAGGAGGAGGGGGGGAAAGACCGAACAAGCGAACGAACGAAAGAAAGAAACGAGGGAAGAAAGAAGCGAGGAAGGAAAGAAAGAGCUGGGCGAAAGAAGAAGAGCGAGGCACGCCGAGAGAGAGGGACGCACCACCAGGAAACCAGGGGGGAACCCGAACCCCCCAAAGGCUCCCUUAGCCUAUUUCGCGUGUGUGCGUGUCUCGUGUGUGUGCGCGCGUCCCGUGUGUGCUUUUUUGUUUGUUUUCUUUGGCCAGGGCUUUUUCUUUUCUUUUUCUUUUCCCUCCCCCCCCUUCCCUCCCUCCCUCCCGUCCUCCUCUCUUCUCCCUCCCUGCCUCCCUGGUUGAUGUUUCUACAGCUUCGCCAAACUCCGAGCGGGGCAUCCGAUCCCAGCACUCCCACCGGCGGCGGCAGCGGGAGGAGGAGGCGGCGGCGCAGCAAGGACGGGGCUCCGGAGCGCCGCGCCGAGCGUGGGAUCUUCUGCCGCGGCGCCUUUCGCUCCUCUCCUCCAGCGGCCGCGCGCCGGAGUUGCUGCUGCUGCUGCUGCCGCCGCUGCUGCGAGCUUUCCCCCCUCUUUGGCUUUCGAUGGCUUUCCUGAAUGGCUGACUGCGGGCUUCUCUGGAUCUGGCCCCCAGACACCAGCCUCUCCUCCUGCAACUCUGCUCGGCUCCCAGAGAGGGAGGGAGGGGGGGAACUCUGAAGAGAAUCGCCUCUCUCUCUCUCUCUUCCUCCUCUCUUCCUCUUUUGUACUUUUCUCCUUUAUUCAUUUGCUACCAGACAAUCGCCUCGAACCUCUUUGCUCUGCUUCCCCCUUCCUCGUCCCCUCUCUUCUUUCUUCCUCUCUCUCUCUCUUUCCUCGUUCUUGCUCUACUUUUCUUCCCCUCCCCACCUCACUUUGGUGGCCCGCAUUGCUGACUUUAUUUUGGGGGACUGCCCAGCAAGGAAAAAGUGGGGCGCAAGCAAGCAAAGGGAAAAAAGGACAUUAAAUUAAUUUAAAAAGAAAGGACCAGAGGAGGGUAGAAGAGAAAGAAGAAAAAGAAGGGAAACCGCACACAAGCCGAACAACUUCCACAAAAAAGGGAAAAAAAGAAAGAAGGAAAGGGGGACAAAAACUCGCCAACGCGAACUGGGGAGGACAGCAAAAGAGAAAACAAAUAAAAACAAAGGUGGACUAAAUUAUAUAUUUAUAUCUAUCUAUAUCUAGACAGAGAGAUAAAUAGGUCUCUCUCGCAAGGACGCUUCCUAGCUGAAGAGCUGCGGGCUCAGCCCUCGGAAGAAGCGGAUCCGCUGGCAACCGAAAGCUACGGGGGGCGAGCAAUUUGGCCAAGGUGUCCCAUAGAUAUGGCAAUGGUAGUUGGCACGUGGCGAGACCCGCAGGACGAUGUGGCCGGCCCGCAAGGAACGCAGCCUUCGCAAGCGCCUCCUGUGCCGGGACCCCCGACGGGUGCCCCGCACACCCCGCAGACGCCGGGCCAAGGGGGCCCUCCCAGCACGCCCGCGCAGACCAACCAAGGCAGCCAGCAGAGCCAAGGCGAGAAGCAGCAGCAGCAGCAGCACAUCGAGUGCGUGGUGUGCGGGGACAAGUCCAGCGGCAAGCACUACGGGCAAUUCACGUGUGAAGGCUGCAAGAGUUUCUUCAAGCGCAGCGUCCGCAGGAACCUCAGCUACACGUGCCGCGCCAACCGGAACUGUCCCAUUGACCAACAUCACCGCAACCAGUGCCAAUAUUGUCGCCUCAAAAAAUGCCUCAAGGUUGGCAUGAGACGGGAAGUUUCUUCCUUAUUUACUGCAGCCGUCCAGAGGGGCAGAAUGCCACCUACUCAGCCGACCCACGGCCAGUUCGCCUUAACCAACGGAGACCCCCUGAACUGCCACUCGUACCUCUCCGGAUAUAUCUCCCUGUUGCUGAGGGCAGAGCCUUACCCGACCUCGCGCUUCGGCAGCCAGUGCAUGCAACCCAACAACAUUAUGGGCAUCGAGAACAUUUGCGAGCUGGCGGCUCGGAUGCUUUUCAGCGCCGUCGAGUGGGCCCGGAAUAUCCCCUUUUUCCCCGACCUCCAGAUCACCGACCAGGUGGCCUUGCUGAGGUUAACCUGGAGUGAGUUGUUUGUCCUCAACGCGGCCCAGUGCUCCAUGCCCCUCCACGUCGCCCCGCUCCUGGCUGCCGCCGGCCUGCACGCCUCGCCCAUGUCCGCCGACCGAGUUGUAGCCUUUAUGGACCACAUACGAAUCUUCCAAGAACAGGUCGAGAAACUUAAGGCCUUACACGUGGAUUCGGCGGAAUACAGCUGCUUGAAGGCCAUCGUCCUUUUCACCUCAGAUGCGUGUGGUCUCUCCGACGUAGCCCACGUUGAAAGUUUACAAGAGAAGUCCCAGUGUGCGUUGGAAGAGUACGUAAGGAGUCAGUAUCCGAACCAGCCUACGCGAUUUGGGAAACUGUUGUUACGCCUCCCAUCUCUCCGCACCGUCUCUUCCUCAGUCAUAGAGCAAUUGUUUUUCGUCCGUUUGGUAGGUAAAACCCCCAUAGAAACCCUUAUCAGGGAUAUGUUACUGUCUGGAAGCAGUUUUAACUGGCCUUAUAUGGCCAUUCAAUAAGGGGAAAAAAUGUUGGAGAGAGGAAAAAACAAACCCACACAUGAGAGAAUUUGAAAAAAAAAUUGGAGAUUUUGGAACGGAGGAUUUUUGCGAGUGACAUUGGGGUCUGGCGGUUGUUUAAACGUCCUUCAGCUAAGCAAGGAUGUUGCUUCUUGGCUAAAAAUGAAGAGAGAAUAAUUGGAAUGGACUGAAUACUAAUUAAAAAAAAGACUUGUGAUAUGAACUUUUUACAGACUGAAUUAAGAAUUCCCCUGUUGUCCAGAAGUUGCUACUUCUCUCUCUCUCUCUCUCUCUCUCUCUCUCUCUCUCUCUCUCUCUCUCUCUCUCUCUCGUUGUUUUUUAAAAGAAAAGGGGAAAGAAUUUUUUUCUUUUUUCUGGGGUGUUUAACUUGAAACACAAUCUCUUGCUAAAAGUGCAUUUAAAAGAAAUCUGGAGAAAAUUAAUGGAAUGGAAACAAGUCUCUCUCUCUCUCUCUCUCUCUCUCUCUCUCUCUCUCUCUUUCCAAAUUAUUAAUUUGUCCUAUGUUGUCUGUGUACCUAUAGGGUUUUGUUUGGGGUUUUUUUUGUAUUUUUUCUGGUUCCAAACCAGUUUAUUCUGUGGUUCUAUAAUAAUUUUGAUAUAAUCUUGCCUUCAUUUAAAAAAAACAACAACUGUGUAUCCUUUAAAAAAAGUUCUGAAAGAAUUAAAACUGUCUCAGAAAGGUUUAUGAGAACAUAAAGAGAAAAAAAAUCCCCACAAUAGUAGGAAAGAUGGAAGCGCACUUACAACUAGUCAGCCAAAAUUUAGCUCCAAGCUACAACAGCUAUAAUUAUUGAGACUGAAUAAAAGAGAACCACAACUAUCCCCCACCCGCAAGCCCACCUUCCCUUGACUAGGUUUUUAUAUAUAUAUAUCUAUUUUAAAGACAAAACAUGAAUUUUGGAAGGGAAUGCGUAUUUCUUGGAGGGAGAAGGAAUUGUGUCUAAGACACAACACGGUUUUGAUGAAAACACACAUACAUACACACACGCACACAAAACCACACAUAGGGUUUCAUCACAAAGUGAACUUUUUGUAAUUUGAAUGAAAAUUGGGUUCCUCCUAGUUGUCCUAAAUUGUUACCAAGUUCCUCUAUCUGUUUGUAUAUUUGCAAGCUCUUUGUAUUAUAAUACUUGUUGAUAUUUUCCCUUUUUUUAAAGAAAAAGAAAAAAACCAUUGAAUUCAGCAUGACAAAAAAAAUAACACUACUGUUGGCACUUAUAGAUAAUGUGGUUGAUUCAGUAUCUUAGAGUUUACAGUUUUUGUGUUUUAAAGAAAAAAAAGCUGAAGGGUUUUUUUUUUAAGUGCAACAUUUCUGUAUACUGUAAAAGUUAUAAUAACUGAAAACUGUUUGGUCCAGUCUUUGUGUGUUAUAUUCCAAGGAAAAAUUGAAAGUAUUCAGAAAUUAAAAUAUUAUUUGAUAUCUGACACCUUGUAUGGCUCUCCUAAAUGUCUUGGGGUAAAAUAUUCCUAUUUAUUCUUCUGUUGAAGAGGUUUUGGUCCUUGGAUAGAUAGAUAGACUCUGCUUCAAAAUCGGCUUGCAACACAAUAGGUGUUGUUUGUGUGUGUUUCCUGUCAAAUAGGUGGUGGUGGUUUGGUGGUGAUGGUGAGAUGUUCCAGCUUCAGCUCCUGGUUUAAUUGUGGCUUCAUGAGGUCGCCAACCUAAUCCUCAAUAUGUUUGCCCCCAAAAUAAUUUUCACAACCUGUGUGUAGAGUACAUAGGAUUGCAACCUAAGAUGGCAACAUUUCCUUUCCUCUUAUCCUCUUGAUAACUACAAAAAUAAUAGUAGUAAUAACAACAACUGCAGAGGGGAUGGUUAAAAGAGCAAUGACCCGUUAAUUCUGUCACACUUAAGUGCCUACAUAGGAACUGAUAUAAACACAAGUACAAAGAAACACACAUAGGUAUGUAUGUAUGUAUGUAUGUAUGUAUGUAUGUAUGUAUGUAUGUCUGUGUUGUGAGUAUAUAAUCUGGUUCAAGCAAAGUGGCAUUAUUGAAAAAGUAGGUCAGUUGUUUGCUCUGAAUCCCAAUGUCUGUGACAUAGAGAAGAACUCUGGAAUUGUUGUGUGCUGGUUGUCACUGAGAGAUCUUUUCAACUCAGAAGUGGAUUUGCAUUGUUUCCUCACCAUUUCUGUUCUUGCAGAGAGCCAAAGAUUCUCAGACCAUAAGACAGAAUGUACAAGUUGUGUGUGUGUGUGUGUGUGUGUGUGUGUGUGUGUGUGUAGGCACCUAGCAUUAUAAAAGAAGGACUUAUAAUAAUGCAUUCUGAGUCUAACUAUAAUUAGGAAUAAGUAUGAUUGAUUCCAAAAGACGCUGCACUUAAGGCUGCAGUCCUAUGCUAGGAGCAAGCCCCACUGAAUACAAUGGGAUUUAUCCCGAAGGAAGCACACAGGAGUUUGUGCUGUAAAUAGUAGUGUAUUUGUUUCAACCCAACAUAUUGAGUAAAGGCCAGAUUCCCACUGAAAUUAUUGGCUCCAGUAUGGCCUUAAAUUACUCAAAAACGCUUCCUCCGUCCCUUCCUACAGUCAACUUUUCUUACUCUCCCUGCGCUUCAGCUCUCCAAAGCAGGUUGACAAAAACUCUGAUGUCUUGUGAAUUUGAGUGGGAGGAGGGAAGUAUAGAGGGUGUGCUCAAAAUAGCCCCUUGUCACCUCUUCUUCUAAGGCUUUCUGCCCCCACCCCCAGCCACACAUUCUGACCCAUACAUACAUACAUACAUACAUACUGUACAUACAUAACGAAAGAGCCCACCAGUUUGUGAACUACACUCCAUCUCUGGCUGGCUUCCGUUCCAGGCAUAUGGACCAAACAUUGUUUUUAUUUAUUUAUUUUCGAGGAAUGUGUGUACUCUUUGGGAAUGGCUGCAAAUGAUUUUCCCCCCUAUGAACCCAAGGCACUUUUGAUAUGCAUAGAUAAAUAUGCUUGCUGGUUUAGAGAGGAAAGUGAUCCUCCGGUUUUAGUGGUGCUUUUCGUGCUGGUUACUGUUUGCUACUCUAAAGGAUGUCUGUGUCUGAAUACAGUACAGUAUGUGUGAAUGAACUUAACAGGGGAGUAGAGCUUCUCCUUCUCUAACUUCACCUCGAAGGAUAUCCCCCUUUGGCCUGCUUGCUUUCCGUGUGUGGUGGUGUUUGUUCUUAAACAAUCGUUUAUUGCAAAAUUGCAAAUGUGUUUCCUGGCAUAUUGCAACUUAAUGAUGUUCAGCUCAGCCAUUCCUUGGUUUUUCUUCUUCCCCCACCUUCAGACAUCUGGGCUGUUGCUCGGUUGUUCUUCCUCUAUAUACCUGUCUCUCUUGGCGUUGCUUUCCCUCCCCUCCCUCGCUUCCCCACCUUAACUUUCUAAUCGAGCUUGGACUGGAGAGAUGGCGGCAGAAAAGAGCUGAAUGUAAAAGGGAUUCAACAAAAACCCAGCUCCAGCCACCACCACCACCCCGCCCUUCCACUUUCCUUCUUCUGCCUCGGUAAAUUUUCCAUUCCAUCUCUCUCUCUCUCUCUCUCUCCAUAUAUGCAUCCAUAUAUUUGGAAAGGCUUCGAGGUGGAGUUGUUUAAAGGCUUUCAGAUAGGUGCGAGUUUAUGGCAUUUAAGGAAAGUUUUUCUUUGCCUGCUGACUUAGAACAAAGGAGCUCCCCCCGAGCAAUUGAGCCGGACAAAGGAGGUGGGCCCGGACUCAGAAGGAGUCCUAUGUGAAAUUGACUAGCUCUUAUGAAAAAGCUGCUAAAUACGAGCAACUCUUUCUCUUGAAGUGUCCGGAGAUUUCCCUCAAGCCUCCCUCUCUAGGGUGGUUGGAUUUCUUUUAAAAAAUAAAAUAAAAUCUAAGUUCUUCCCCUUCCCAGCACCAGUGUUAGAAUUAUAAGUAAAAUUAUUAAAGUGACUCUCCACUUAAAGAACAGCAGGGGAAAGAGCCUUUGAAAUACGAUUGUUAUUAAUAAUGUUAUUAAAAGCACAUAUGGGAGAAAGCUCUCUUUCCGCCUUCUCUCUCUCUCUCUCUCUCUCUCUCUCUCUCUCUCUCUCUCUCACACACACACACACACACACACACACCCCUUCUAUUUUUCUCUCUCCUUCGUCCUGCCCUCUAGCAAUUAACUUCACUAUACUGAACCAGGUGAAGGGAGAGGGAGAAUCUUAUUCCGAAAGUUAAAGCAUAAGGGUUUGGGGGAUCGAGCUUGCCUUAGGACAAGACAGGGCGAGGAUCGCGCGGAGAAUAUUGGAGGCUUUGAAACGCACGCCAGUGAGCGGUAGCAUACACGCAACUCGCACGCAGGCCGGUUUAAAAGGAUACUCGCUGCGGAUUGCGUUCACUCCGCUUGACUGACGCUAGAUCUCACGCUCUUUCUAGGUUCCCCACCCCCAACCCCGUAGCAAUUACUGGAGAGACAGCAGAUCGUUCCUCUUAAAGAGUGGAUUCGUCCUCCUCAGUGGCGUCUUUUUUGGGGGGGGGGGGAGAGGGGAGGAAAUAUGUUUGCGGUGUGUGUUCGCGGAGGGGGAAUAGAUAAAGCGUGUGAAACUAUUGCCUUGAAGCUGGGUUGUCCUAUUAACUCAGCCAACAUGGCGUCUCCCAGAAGUGUACUGCAGAGAGAGAGAGAGAGUCCUGCUAGGCAAAAGGAAUCGCGUUGUGAUGAGGAGAGAGAUCUUUCCCUUCAUCCUCGUAAUAAGUCAGGAGGAGGCUGGUAUUUAAACGCAUACACAAAGCUGCAGGCAGCGGGGCACCUCUCUGCAAAAACUCCCAAGCCAGCAAUCGAGUCAAGGCAAGUCCAGUGGUUAGCUGUGGAUUUAAAGAAGCAAGGGAUGUGUGCGUUGGAGGGGGGGGGAGAUAUUACAAACCCUCCACAGCUACCCGGUGCACUGUCCAGUUUCUCCAUCACAGGAUUCCGAAUUCCUAAACUUGUGAUGCGCUCUCUCUCUCUCUCUCUACGGUAGCAGAUCUCGAAAUAGACAGAUUGGGCUUCAAGGUGCUUUUCAGAUAGCGUGGCUCACACGUGCAUCUAUCCCUUGAUGUCAUGCUCCUAAUCCGUGGGUAGAGGAAUGCAGUGUGACUAGAAGCCACCCCCUGGACUCGCCGUCCACAACCUCUUGAAAUCCAUUCUUGGCCACAGGACCACUCACUUCAAAUGUGGAAUUACUUUGCUUAGUACAUUUAUACACUUAGGUGGGGAUGUCUGUAGACCCGCUUGAGCGGGUAUCUAGGAAAUGUUUGGAGGAAAAUGCCCGCCUUCUCGCCUCUCUUCAGUCUAGCAUAGUGGUUGGGGGUUGGUUCCCCCACCCGAUUCUAGGAUAAGGUUUAUUUUCCUAUCGUCUUCCGUUUGGAGAAAGGACUUAAAAGAGAUUUGCUGAGGUGGUCUGGCAUUAGGUAUCCGCAGAGGGGCGGACAGACGUGACUGAAGACAUCCGUAUUGCAAAGGCGAGGAGGUGGGCGGAGAGGGGCUCUCUUAGGGUACACGUCCGAAUCUAAAUUACCUGGGAACUCAGCUUGCUUUAAAAGCAUCCCUUUCUUAAGCUCCACGACCAUUGGAGAAAGGAGGGGGAGAAUCCCUCUGCAGAGCGUUAUUUAAUUUUUUUUAAAAGAAGUGAUGAAGCGUUUUUGUGCUUGUGUGUGUUGUCAAUCCCUUAACAAAAGGUGCUCUUUAAAAGAAUGGCGUUGAGAGCUUGAUCUGCAGCGAGAAACCCAAAAAUCAAUGAAUUAUUAUUAAUAUUUUAGGGGAAAGGGGGAGAGAGCGUGUCUUGUCUACAUAGAAGAGAGACGGUUCUUGACGAAGAUGGAGGCCUUCUUAGAGUCUAUUGAAAAGGGAGGCUAGGAGUUUACAAGAGGGGGAAAGUGCUUCUGAUCAUCCCCUCCCUCCGUCCGCAUUUUCUCCUCUAUCUGUUAAGCUUCCCGCAGCGCGGCUGUCUACUUAAUGGCAAAUUUUUACCUCGUUGUGGUCAUUUUAAAAAACGCUUAGUCCUAGUUGUUUGUUGUUUGUUUGUCACAGGAACUUCUAGGUGCCCCCUCUCUUCCCCCACCCCGUCGCGCCAGUUUAGGAAUGAAUGUUUUGGUAUUUAUUUGGAAAGAUGGUUGCGAUCCUUCCUGCUUGUCCCUUAGAGUAAACACCACGAAAGAGAACGGUUGCUGAAUUUGCGUAAACAUGCGUUAAGAGUGUUGUGUUCGAUUUUUUUAAAAAAUUAACAGACUGAGAAAAUAUGAGCGUGGUAUUUAAUAAAAGGUGUGGAUUUAGAAAAGGCUGCAGAAAUUAUCUGGGUUGUUUGUUUUUUUCAGGGUAGGUUUUUGGUUUUUGUUUUAUUUUGUUUUGCUUUGUUUUUUGCACACCAAAGAAAGCAAAAGGGGGAUAUUUCUCUCUCACACACCCCUUUGCCCCCAUCCUUCCCCCACGGAGUGUGUGAAACCUCAUCCUGGGGGAAGGGGCCUUUAACUCGAAUCUUGGGAUGGGGCGAAGCGAGGCCUCUUCAAUAAACAGCCCCGCAUCAAGAGUGUAAAUAACUCUCUGCUUAAGAAGGUGACAGGCUCGGGGGAGAGAGAGGGAAACCCCUGCGUGAGUCUCUUGGAAGGGGAUUGGGAGGGGUGGGGUAGAGAGAAAGAAAGAAAACGGAGAAGUCGGUUCCUUUUGCACGGAACGGUUAUACAGCCCAUGAAACGCGGCGCAAGCCCAUCGCUUAUCCCUUAGAUCUUCCGCUCUUCCCUAAUACAAACCAGAUCUCCGCUAUUGUUUAUCAUCCGGGCUCGUGCCCGACAAGUUAUAAAUCGUAUUGCCCUUUUGAUAACGCAGUUGUAAUCAGUUAGCAUCGCAGCCGGGCCCAAUUGUAAAACUGCCUAAUUUAAUAUGUCAGAUGUGCCAUUAAAACUUUAUAUAUUUAUAUACAUAUGUGCAUUCCCUCUCUUCCAUCUCCCUUGCCCAUCUCUUCCCUAGGAGAGAAAUGUCAACACUGUUAUUGUUGUUGCAGUUGCUAUUAUUAUUAUUAUUAUUCGAAAUAAUGUCUUGGGUUGGGGAUGUAGGCCUUUGCUAAGACAUCUCUAUAUUACUACUACUACUAGCAUCCAUGAGGGAUAAGCCCUCCCACUAAUGCUUCGGUCUUCGGCACAUAUGCUUGGGGGUGUCUCCCACGGCUUUGAACUUCGUGAGAUUUACUUCGGAAUAAGCGUUUUUAGAAUGCGGGAAGAGGACAUAUAUGUUUGGCCAAGGAAAGAGACUCUUGUCAGCCCGGGUUUCUUUGAGGAGGGGGAAUCACAUUUAUUGCAAAGGUGCAUUGUGAUUAACUGAGCAAACGCCGGGGGAGGGGGGGGAUAUUAUUUUAUCCGGAAAAUUCUCUUGCGUUUGCGUGGAAAGCAGAGUUGUGGAAGAAGGCGCUUGGUUUUCAAUGGAUCUUCUUGGUUGGAGGCGAUUCUCUUUCCCCAAAUCCAUUCUCUCCCCCCACUUUCUGAACCCCCAUUAAUAUAGUGUGGCGGCAGCAAGGGGAAAGAAAGGGUGAAUCAUAAGGCCUGGUGACUUUUUCGAAUGUGUAAAAACACACAGCUUUUUAAAUCCCUGGCUUUUCUCCCCCCCCCCCCACCUCCUUCUAAAACGUGGUGGUGUUUGGGAGAUUCGUCUCUGAGGAAGCCUGGAGCCCGGACAACAAUCGCGGUCCAAGUUAGCCCCAAUUUGGAUCAAACUUACAGAGGGUUGAUUUUGGUUGACAGAGCGUGUGUGGAGGCUGAACUCCCAUAAUAUGCACUUCUGUUCCUUUAUUAGGCUUCGACAACGAACUAAUGAGCUUUCCCUCAGAAGAUUGUCACUCCUAUUUAUUUUAUUUUCUCCACCCCUCUUCCGAAGAAAACUUGGAGACCGAGGGAAUAGACGUUUUUAAAGGUGUGGGAGCUGGAGAUAGCUGCUGAUGCACACACACACCCCAACAUCAGGGGGUGGCAUUAUUAUUAUUAUUAGUAGUAGUAGUAGUGCAGUAGUAGUAGUAGUAUUACUAGACAGCGGGUAAGAUCCAUCGAAAGUUCAGUACUGUACUCGGAAAGUCCCAUUGAUUUGGCUUAUGCCGCGCUUCCAAGCAUGUUGACGCAGGGGUAAGGCCCCUGGAGUUGACCGUGAAUCUUACCACUUGCGCUUAGGGUGGCAGCGAUCCUAUACACACUGGGUUUGGUAUAUUACACAUAGCCUUGUUGUCCGGCUCGUCCUUAGCUUCCCUGGAAAUCUCUCUGCUUUUUCUUUGUCUGGAUGGUCUUAAAAGCCAGCAAGAACAAGUAUCCCGAAGGAAUGGCAAAGGUCAGAACAUCUCUCGUUUUGCGCCCUGUUGGGUUUCACUAGGAUUCCUUAGGUCGAUUUCAAGGUAGCUAGCGAAGAAUAACUUUCCCAGCGGAUUGGAAAGUUUGGGCAGUUUCUGAGCUCGAAGGACGCCUCGCGGCCCCAAGUUUAAAAAAGCUGAUAGGUCCUAGCUGAGAAACAGGAGGACAGAAUGAGAGGAGUGCUGGCUGGUUGGCGGGGGGGGGGGGGACAGGACACGACGACGUUGAUCCCAUCUCUCUGCGAGAAAUAGGUGCCCACGGGACUCCAUUAACCUACCUGGAAGGCGAUGAAAAAGAAACAGAAAAACUAACCUGAGGCGAAGCGGAAAUGAAAUAAAAAUUAUAUCAAGAGAUAUAAUCGAAUUGUUUACAGAACAGAGGCAGUAAUACAUGUUACCCUCCCCCUCCCUGCGGCUCUUUAUUUUCUUUGGAUCUCGAUUUUUGUUUUAAUCCUUCCUUUACAAAUUUCUGAAUAUUGUCUUUUGAACUGAGCCCUUUACCUUAUUAAGGUGAGCGCGCGCGGGGUGCUUGUGUGUACAGAGGGAAAGAGAGACAGGGGGGUCGAUUGCUGCAAUCCUCUUUGAAACACGCUUCGUUUAACUAUUUUACACAAGUUUGCUUAGAUCCCUGGGGGAUUCUUCACUUAGAGAAGGCUGAUACUAGAGUUAAAAGCUUGCGAAGUGAGGGAGGGGAGAGAAAAGCAGAGGCUGUGGUGGAUCAUAUCUGGGGGGGGAGGGCUUAUCUCACGUGGGUGGCAAUAAUAAUAAUAAUAAUAAUAAUAAUAAUAAUCCAUCUGAAAUUGAAACAGUGGCCACUCAACUAAGGAGAAAUAGGCCAGGGCGUCCAAAUUGAAAUGAGCAAAGGUAUAAAUAAUAUCCUGUAGUCAUUUAAGUUACAGCCUAACUUUUCCUCUCUUUAGGUCUGAUUCUCGGUUUUAGUUUCCCCGCUCGUUUUCUCCUCCAGCAAAUUGAUGUUAACGUGUGUCUUAGACUUUGACUGUAAUCAGACGCCCCCCUUCCCUCCCUCCUCUAUUCUCUCUCCCUCUCUCUCUGAAGCAUUUAAUAAAUGUCUAUUAACGCGCUCCAAACCUAAGGUGAAUUUACUGUCUCCCGGUUUCCAAACGGUACUAAUGAUAGAUUUAUCAACAGGGACUCGCCUCCCAGCGCUGUAAGGGAGACCCGCUCAGCGAAUAAGUAUGACGAAACACCCAACACCAAUAUCAUUAUUUCUACAUGGGGGAAAGAACUGGAGGGUGGCGGCGGAGAUGUGUCAGGGUAUCAUCUGAAUUAAUUAAUCGGAAUUAAAAUCGGGUUGGGGGGGGGGCAAUCCUUUCUUUUUUGGUACCGCGCCUUGGAUGCAAUCUUCUUUCUUUCUCGUUUUGGAACUGUUGUUUCGGAGGUGAAAUUAAGACACGAUCCUUGUUUGGAUGGUUUUCUCUUUCUUCCGGGUGCCUUAUUGUGGUCCGCCGCCCGCCCGCCCCCCCCCCCGCUUCCCAGGUUGCGGAUUAAGUAACUGCCCUCUUCACGUUUCAGAGCUGCUGAGAACUCAAUCUUAAAUUUCCAUGCUGUGUUUUGAGAAUAUAUUUCUUGUAUCCCCCCCCCACUCCACCGCACCCCCCCCAAAAAAACCCCUCGAAUAAAAUCCAUUCAAGACUGGAGUGACCUCGCCUUGAUGCGCUUCCGUUUUCUAACUUUUUCCAUUCCUGGAAACAUUUAAGGAAAAGGGGGGUUCGUAAAGAUGGAAAUGGGGGAAAGAAAAGCAAAUCACUGGGAAAAGAGGAUGAGCCAGCCCAGAGAAGCCAAAUAUGAGACGAAGGGCCGUUGCAGUCUAGGGAGCUAUAGCCAUGCGACGGCGAUCCUCUAUGCACAUUUACCUGGAAGAAAGUUUCUCUGAACUAAUGAGGAGAAUCACGAGUAAACGUGCGUGAAUCAGACUUUGGAAGGCCCCUAGCGCAGCGGUAGAGCGUCUGCCUUGCACCCAGGAGUUCCCAGGUUCAUAUUCCCGGCAUCUCCAGAUACGUCUAGGUCGGAGAACCAUUUGUCUGAAUCCCUGGAGAGCCGCUGCCUGUCAGUGUAGGCAGCUUUGUAUGUGCCUCUGUUCCACCAGGCUGGAGGCAUAUUUACUGAGAAGUAAGCACCUGUCACCUCAAUGAUUUUUGUUUCUGAGGAGGCCACCUUCAAAGCACAAAAAAAACCCCACCACAGUUGGAAUGAUGCAUACUGAGUUUAAUGGGCCUUACUCAGAAGGAAGUCUGCAUAGUUUCGCAGCCUCAUGUCACAACCACCUUCAGAUGGAUUGCGCCCGGUGUGUAGGUAUCCUAUAUAUAUGAGUGGAGUGUGGAUAAAAUGAAACAGAACCCAUCUCUCUGGAUCCAUUGUUACUUUAGGCUGCGAUCCUAUACACUCUUACUUGGGAAUGUGUCCCAUUGCACUUGGUGACUUGCUUCGGUGUAAACACGCUGUUAACUACACAUCUCUCCCCUCAACGGCAUUAUCUACAGUUUCCGCUCUUAUUCUGGGGAAUAUUUCAUAGGACCCUCUGGGAUCUGUGCUGUUGGGUUUUUAAAGCGACAGGUAUUCCUAGCUCUUCACAAGCGCUGUAAGUCUAUGAACCUCGUUUCCCUCCAGGAACGAUCCCUUCCCAAUAUUUCAUUUCUCUCCACUAUCCCUAUUUCAGUGUACAACUCUCUCAUUCCAAUGCUGGGUAUUUAUUUGCUAUUUAUAUAUAUAUAUUUUAAAAAGAGGUAGCUGUGAACGCAUUUUGCACUGUAAAUUUCUUAUAAAAAGUAAAACCUUGUAAAAUCACACCAAACUCCUUUGCAGGUUUUUUUUUUAAAUUCUCCUCUAGAAAUUUCAUUGAGAUGUCUCCUGUACUGUGCUUGUCAAGUGAUCUUUGUUCCUCUUCAAAUAAAGGGCUUUUAAAUGGACUUCUGGCUCCCGUUUUUUUGUUGUUGUUGGGGUUUUUUGUCUUCUCUCUUUCUAAACGUUAGAAAAUUGUGCCAUCUACCAGCUAAUCCAAGUACUGUCGCUCUCAGAGACCUCCAAAGACCUCCAAACCCUCACCCUCAAUGCAGCCGUGUCAAGGGGGCGGGCCAAAAAGGGGGCCUGGUGAUGGAAAAAAUAUAAGGCUGCUCAGGAUGCAGAGUUUGUUCUGCUUUUAAAAGACAUAUUUCUUUUCUUUUUAUCGUGGGAGUAGGGGAGACAGAAACGGGGAGUACAAAGACAUACAGUCAAGAAGGGAAGAAAAUACAUUUGAUUCCGUUUCUGGAACGAGCCAAGGUUGGUGUCCACGGCUACCCCAUCUAACCCAGCCCUUUUUGACCAAUUUAGCCGGAUUUUUAAGACGGACGUGGAGGAUGUAGGGAGAGAGAUCGAGAAACACAUGCAGCUGUUUUUAUGUCCGUUGCACACCUUGUUUUGUGCUUGCACCCACAUGGAAAUAGAUUUCUGCGGACCCAGAGAAAGGGUAGCCUAUUCGUCAUAGAUAUUUGUUAGUAACACCGUCCCCCCCCCACAAAUCCCCCCCACACAAAUUAUUUAACUUCGAAAUAAAGCUGGCGAAAUGAUCGUGUGCAGGAAGAUGCAAGUAGCCGGCAAGCCUUGCAAUCUAACGGUUGCGUUCUAGGACAUUGGCUCAGGAGCUGGAGUUUUAUAGAAAUAGCAAUCAAGACCCCAUAAACCGAGCACCUCCUUACAAAAGGUGGGGGGGAGGUGUCUCCCCUGAACCGGGCUAGGAUUGCAUUUUCGUUCGCUUGCUAGUUCGGUGGGGUGGUUCCCCUCCCUCCAGGGACAAAAGGAGAACAGAACCCCACAAACAUACCCCUUUCCUCUUCCCGAAAUAAAUUUGGAUUGUUGUUGUUGCUGCUGCUGCUGUUUCACCUGACUGGGUGGAAAGUGAAAACCUGAGCAUCCUUUCACCCUUCCAACAUGAGGCGGAUGGGGUGCUGGCCUCCUGCGUUACACACAUUAAAUUGGAAUCUCCUUUCAAGGAAGGUUGUGCUGCGGGAUGCAGUCUCCGAAGGAAAUGAUCUGUAAAAACUCGGAGUGAAUAAACUGUAACGCAGGCCUCGAAACACCUCCACGUUUGAUAAAUGUUAUUUUAUUUUAUUGCGGAGGGAGGGAGAGAAACACGAAUGGAACUAUUCAAAUGCGUUGAUUUCAACGGGGAGCUCAGCGCGCUUACGUUCUCCGGAUCGGAAUAAAUCGAAUGUCCCUUGACCCCGGUCCUCUGUCCUCUUACUUAAGAAGUAAGCCGCCCUUUUUCAACUUUUACAGAGUAAACAAGUAUUGGAUCGUAACAAGGAAGUGUCUACAAGGUAUCCUCUUAAAAAAACAACACACUUUUAACGGAUCAGCAGAUACCAGUUCGUUCCCACACACUUUUGGGUACAGACUAGGGCUUUUAACAUUUAUA